AUGUUCAGGAAAAACGGAUUGGUACCUGACGCUCCCUUCACGCUGAACGGAAAGAAUAUCUCUGAAUGCUCUAGCUAUGUGUAUUUAGGUCGGGAAGUCAACAUAGUGAAAGACCUAGCUCCGGUGCUGUGCAGAAGGAAACGCGCCGCGUGGGGAGCAUCUGAGAAUAUCGAGGGAGUAGUGAAGAAGACAAAGAAUAUCUGGCUCCGCGCUCACCUUUUCGACACUGCUGUUCUUCCUGCUUCGACGUACGCCUCAGAGACUUGGAUUAUACGAAGGCAGGAUGAGCAUGCUGUCAGCGUUGCUCAACGCGCUUUGGAAAGGACGAUGCUCGGAAUUUCCCUGUGCACGCAAGUGUAA
Messenger RNA from Haemonchus placei, 360 nucleotides. Lineage: Eukaryota; Metazoa; Nematoda; Chromadorea; Rhabditida; Trichostrongylidae. The record is from the annotation of a GenBank genome assembly.